Messenger RNA from Paramecium primaurelia, 387 nucleotides. The record is from the annotation of a GenBank genome assembly. NCBI's taxonomy places the organism in Eukaryota, Ciliophora, Oligohymenophorea, Peniculida, Parameciidae.
AUGUAGUUUUAAAAAGAGAUAAUUUAUUAGCAUAGGUCGAAGUUAUGGUUGCUUCUAUAAAGAGUAUAUUAGAAAUAGAUGAACCAAAAAGAUUAUUUUUUAUGGGAUCUGAAAUUAUUGAUUUUAUUAGAUGACCAAUAGUAAGUCCAAUUUGUUAAUGAAAACUAAAUUUUUAUUUAGAUGAAAUAAAUCACCAUCAUGUUGGUUUUAGUAUAGACAAUUCAAACCAUAAAAUUUGAAACAACAUCAUCAGGUUUCAACUCUGAAAAUACAUAAGAAGUUUAUAUAGAUAUAUCUUAAUGUAUGUAACACUUUAAAGUCAUAGAAUAGAUAGAAUUAUAAAGAAAUUUAGAGAGAAAAAAAAUAGAUAUUGUUAUUAAAAUAUGA